This is a messenger RNA of Symbiodinium necroappetens, 324 nucleotides long. Lineage: Eukaryota; Dinophyceae; Suessiales; Symbiodiniaceae. The record is from the annotation of a GenBank genome assembly.
GAUCCUCGACUGACCUACCCCUUUGCGGUUCGCACUGGCAAGGACGAUGACGUGAUUGUCGGGACCGUCAUUCAGUGGCCCUCCGCAGCGGCAGCGAAAGAGCAGAUUGCAAGCUGCAAUCAAAUCGAAGGUUUUCGCGCAAGUCAGCCGGAGGCUGGCCUUUACCGAAGAGCUUUGGUUAAGGCGCAGCUGAAGGAUUCCACGGCGCCGCCAUUAGACGCCCUGAUGUACCAUCAGAUUUGGCCGUCUGAAAUGCUCCGCGCAGUGAAGGAGUUUCCGGAUGGAGACUGGCUAGCAGGAGCUGUGCCAAACGGACGAUGUUGA